Ceratosolen solmsi marchali is the source of this 908-nucleotide messenger RNA. RefSeq lists its product as uncharacterized. Bases 183 to 371 code for a protein of 62 amino acids. The record is from RefSeq and is a predicted model, not a curated record. NCBI's taxonomy places the organism in Eukaryota, Metazoa, Arthropoda, Insecta, Hymenoptera, Agaonidae. The transcript has 3 exons.
CGGCCGCCGCUCUGCCACCAGCCUCUCGCACAGUCCCCGUGCGAUUCUUGCGGUUGACGCGCCUCGUCUUAGCUUCGAAGUGCCCGCCCGGACGCGGACGUCGGGCCCACCAACGCUCUAACACUUCUAUUCGUGUCUGCCAGUUAUCCUUAGAAAGUUUUUGCUCGUGGCAACUGUCAACAAUGGAGGGCAAUUUGUCGGAAUUCGAGGAGAACGUUUUGUUUGACCUGGACGAUCCAGACUUUGCACCUGCUGUGCCACGGACAACCGCCCACGGGGUUUUUCACGGGAUGAAAUUUGCCGCCGAAAUCGCCUUGAAUGUCAACAAAUGCCUGAUUUACAAUCAAGAUUUGCUUGUGAAACUCAUUUGAACAUCCAUCGAAGCAAGCUCAAGCACAUUGCAAAUAUAUUAGAGAAACGCUAUAAUUACAUCUUAUUCCAAUCUAUAUUGUUUAUAAAUCAGUUAAAUUCAAGGGCAGUUUAUAAAUCGUCUGUAGAAGCGCCUGUAGAACUGCCUUAUCGACUAACCCGUUGAUUACGUAUUACCUUUACUUUACAACUGAGGACAUCGUAUUCCACAGCCUGAGAAUAAGUGUCGUAACUACAAUUAAAGAAUGAUAUUCGAAUGUGCUAAAUGAAAUUCAGAAAAUUAAAAGAAAUACGAAUUGAGAGACAAAGAAGACCUUCCGAUGCAGGUGUGCCGAUAGAUGCAAUAUAUUUUAUAGAUUUCACCAUUCGCUCUUUAUUGUUCAUUAUUUCACUCACCUUUUCUUUCUCAGCUACUCAGCACUGUUAUAAAUGAAAUAUCGACAUCAUAAUUAAUUCCUUUAUUUAUUUUUAGAAUCUCUCAACACUCCUUUUGUAGUCUUGUCAUUUAAAACCAAUUACUUUCUCAUAUAAUAUUUAUG